Messenger RNA from Paramormyrops kingsleyae, 3102 nucleotides. NCBI's taxonomy places the organism in Eukaryota, Metazoa, Chordata, Actinopteri, Osteoglossiformes, Mormyridae. The record is from RefSeq and is a predicted model, not a curated record.
AAACUAAAAUUCCAAUUUUAUCUUUCUCCGAACCACCCUGCACUGCUUAGACCUCUUGGAGUCGACCCCGUCUGUUUAAACCGAAAGGACACCCAUAUCGACUCCUCAAUGCAAAAAAUAAAAGGGUAGCUAGAAUCGGGGACGAGGGGAACGGAGGUGUAAAUAGAAGGCAAACACUUUCAUUCUCUUUCUCUCUUUGUUAAAUGAAUGGAUUCAUUAUUGAGUGUAAUAUAUAUGUGUAUAUGUCUGAACACGCCUCAGUAGGGACCAGCAGGCGCGCGCAGCUUUGAUGUGUCUUCUUUUCGACUAUCACCUGCAAUUAUAUAUAUGUAAAUAUUUGCAUUAAAAAAACUACAGCAGGACCUUCUACUUUUACACGGCCGAGAUUCAUUACAAUUACAACUAAGCCUCUGCUACGGUUAUUAGCAGCAUCAGUACCAACUCGUUCCCACUGAGAAGAUGGCAACUUUAACGAACGGGCAGGUGGACGGCGGCACGGGACACGGCGGCGCCGCGAGUACCAACGGGCUCGUGAACGGAUUAAGCCACGGCCACGGUCCCGCGAGCUGCGCCACCAUCCCCAUGAAGGACCACGACGCCAUAAAGCUCUUCAUCGGGCAAAUACCGCGUAACCUGGACGAGAAGGACCUGCGACCGCUCUUCGAGGAAUUCGGCAAAAUCUACGAGCUCACCGUGCUGAAGGACCGCUUCACUGGCAUGCACAAAGGCUGUGCCUUUCUCACCUACUGUGCCAGGGAGUCAGCGCUCAAGGCUCAGACUGCACUGCACGAGCAGAAGACCUUGCCGGGGAUGAACAGACCGAUCCAGGUGAAGCCGGCAGACAGUGAGAACAGAGGAGACAGAAAACUCUUUGUGGGCAUGCUCAAUAAGCAGCAGUGUGAGGAUGAUGUGCGGCGUCUUUUUGAGUCCUUUGGGAACAUCGAGGAGUGCACCAUUCUGAGGGGGCCUGAUGGAAACAGCAAAGGCUGUGCCUUUGUUAAAUACUCCUCUCACACUGAGGCUCAGGCAGCUAUCGGCGCUCUACACGGCAGCCAGACCAUGCCGGGUGCCUCCUCCAGUCUAGUGGUCAAGUUCGCGGACACAGACAAAGAGCGAACCCUGCGGCGCAUGCAACAGAUGGCGGGACAGAUGGGCAUCUUCAGCCCCAUGGCGCUACAGUUCGGGGCCUACGGUGCCUAUGCCCAGGCACAGGUCCAGCAGCAGGCUGCGCUGAUGGCGUCGGUGGGCCAGGGGGGCUACCUGAGCCCCAUGGCCGCCUUCGCCGCCGCCCAGAUGCAGCACAUGGCCACCAUUAAUGGGUUGCCUGCAGGACCCCUGACCCCCACCUCAGGUGGCAGUACACCUCCAGGCAUUGCUCCCCCAGCAGUGACCAGCAUACCAUCCCCCAUCAGUGUCAAUGGCUUCACCGGGUUACCCCCACCCCAGGCAAAUGGACAGCCUCCCGCUGAGGCUGUUUUCACCAAUGGGAUUCACCCAUAUCCUGUUUUGCAGGAGAUCAUAUUUAGAGAGGACUCGGAGAAGGGCGAAGUGGGCGUGGCCCAGCGGAGUUGUUUUGGGGUUCAGGGGAGCUGCUUCCUGUCCUCCCUAAAUGAAGCACAGAGUCCCACUGCACCUGACCCACUACAGCAGGCCUAUGCAGGUGUCCAGCAAUACGCAGCAGCCUAUCCUGCUGCAUAUGGACAGAUCAGCCAGACUUUUCCCCAGGCUCCUGCAAUCAUUCCUCAACAGCAGAGAGAAGGGCCAGAGGGGUGUAACCUGUUUAUCUACCACCUCCCUCAGGAGUUUGGGGACGGCGAGCUCAUGCAGAUGUUCCUGCCUUUCGGUAAUGUCAUCUCCUCCAAAGUGUUUGUGGAUCGGGCGACAAACCAAAGUAAAUGCUUUGGUCUUAAUUUGAUCAUCUUUUGGAGUCAAAAUGAGUGUUAUUUAUCAAUUUACACCAACAAUAAGGGUUUUUGUUUGCACUUUGCAAAGAAUAGAGGGAUGAUGUGCAUUCUUAUACCAACACAUUUGCUCAAAAAGUAUUUGGGUUUUGAGGUAUUAUAUAUUUUUAUUUUUAUUGCUACUGCUACUUUUUUUACUGUGCUUGUGUUAUUCAUAUGUAAGACAGUAAAAAUAAAUCUAUAAAUCUGAUGAGUAACCAAGCAAUUAUUAAUUAUGAUUUAUAAAAUAUUUAUAUAGUUAUUUAUGAAAUUAUGCAUGCUAAGAGAAGGAAUAUAAUAGACCUAUUUAAUGUAAUGUUGUGUAAUAAUUAACAUUAUACACUGUGUUCUAUUGGGACAUCAGAUUAAUAGCUGGAUUAUUUUGUAGUAUAAGUGUUUUGCAGGUCAGCCAAACAAGUCACCUUUAAAGAAAUUAAGUCACUAAAGUCAUUGAUUUAUGAGUGAAUAUGAAGUAUCAUUUGUUAGCAGGGCAUCAUAAAGCCCAGCAGACAUAAGCCCCUAAGGCUUAAAGGGUUAUUGUAACGUUGAUGAAGCUGAGUAUUGUGCUUAACGAGGGGCUGGGAUCCUGCAUCCUGCCAGCUGGGCAGGUUGGUGUCAGGGUAACAGUGUGCUGUGCUUUGGAUGUGCUGUGGAUGUCAUGUGCUGUGAUGGUGCUAUAGGCCACUGACUGGAUAUGAUGCAAGGCUUCACAUCUUUUAUUAACACUGAUUAUGUACAAAGCGAAAGAAAACCUGAUUUUUAAAUUAAAAUGACCAUUGUCUUUUCCUCUCUUCUCUUCACCACAUUUUUUCUUUCUUUUGGUUUCAUCCUGACUGGCAUUUAAUUUUUUUUCUUGUUUUUUUUCUCUCUCUUCAAUAUUCCCUUCACCUCAUUUCUUUGUCUCCAUCACAUCUUCUUACUCUUAAAACUUUUCUUGCAUGUUCUCAUCCUUUGUGUCUCCCCACCUCUCUUCCAUUAUCUCUCUCUCCCCUCCCCGAUUCCUUGCCUACACUGCGGACCUGCAGGCUUUGUGAGCUUUGACAACCCCGCGAGUGCUCAGGCCGCCAUCCAGUCCAUGAACGGGUUUCAGAUCGGCAUGAAGCGGCUUAAAGUGCAGCUAAAGAGGCCAAAGGAUGCCAACCGGCCCUAUUGACCCCGAGGG